This is a messenger RNA of Eufriesea mexicana, 2525 nucleotides long. RefSeq names its product heat shock protein 90 (gene Hsp90). The coding region runs from base 172 to 2337 and encodes 721 amino acids. Gene Ontology annotation, molecular function: ATP-dependent protein folding chaperone; ATP binding; ATP hydrolysis activity. The record is from RefSeq and is a predicted model, not a curated record. Gene Ontology annotation, biological process: protein folding. Lineage: Eukaryota; Metazoa; Arthropoda; Insecta; Hymenoptera; Apidae. The transcript is spliced from 3 exons.
CAGUGACUGCGCGAGAGACUGAUCUCUGUAAGAGACGCUACAAACGAAACUACAUUUUCCGUGUAAUUGUACGUGCUGUAUAUUCUCAAGGUGUUAGUGUAAAGCAAGAUAUUUUGCUAAUCUUUUGUGUAUCAGUAUUUAAUUUUGCGUGAUCAAAUACACAAUACGAAGAUGCCGGAAGACGUCACCAUGGUUGGUGCCGGUGAAGUCGAAACCUUCGCUUUCCAGGCUGAAAUUGCACAAUUAAUGAGUUUGAUCAUUAACACUUUCUAUUCCAACAAAGAAAUAUUUAUUCGUGAAUUGAUUUCAAACGCAUCUGAUGCGUUAGACAAAAUUCGUUAUGAAUCACUCACGGAUCCGUCUAAACUGGAUACAUGUAAGGAAUUGUUUAUUAAGAUCAUUCCUGAUAAAAAUGAUCAUACCUUGACCAUUCUCGACUCUGGCAUUGGUAUGACAAAGGCUGAUUUGGUAAACAACUUAGGUACCAUUGCUAAAUCUGGUACAAAAGCAUUUAUGGAAGCUCUUCAGGCUGGUGCUGAUAUUUCCAUGAUUGGUCAGUUUGGUGUAGGCUUCUACUCUGCUUACCUUGUAGCAGAUAAAGUAGUUGUUAUAUCAAAACACAAUGAUGAUGAACAAUAUGUAUGGGAGUCUUCUGCUGGUGGUUCUUUCACUGUCCGUCCUGAUAAUGGAGAGCCAAUUGGAAGGGGUACUAAAAUUAUUUUGCACAUCAAAGAAGAUCAAACUGAAUACUUGGAGGAGUCUAAAAUCAAAGAAAUUGUUAAGAAGCAUUCUCAAUUUAUUGGAUACCCAAUUAAGCUUGUUAUUGAGAAAGAAAGGGACAAGGAAUUAAGUGAAGAUGAAGAAGAAGAAGAAGUAGUAGAGGAAGGAGAGGCUGAAAGUACAAGUAAACUUAAGAUUGAAGAAGUUGAAGAUAAAGAAGAGAAACCUAAAGAUGAAAAGAAGAAGAAAAAGACUAUUAAAGAAAAAUAUACUGAAGAUGAGGAGUUGAACAAGACAAAACCUAUCUGGACAAGAAAUCCUGAUGAUAUUUCUCAAGAAGAAUAUGGUGAAUUUUACAAAAGUUUAACCAAUGAUUGGGAAGAUCAUUUAGCUGUCAAACAUUUCUCAGUAGAAGGACAAUUGGAAUUCCGUGCAUUGCUUUUCAUUCCACGACGUGCACCCUUUGAUCUGUUUGAGAAUAAAAAGAAAAAGAACAAUAUCAAGUUGUAUGUACGUAGAGUCUUCAUUAUGGACAAUUGUGAAGAUCUUAUUCCAGAAUAUCUUAACUUCAUUAAGGGAGUUGUGGAUAGUGAAGAUCUUCCAUUGAAUAUUUCUCGUGAGAUGUUACAACAGAAUAAAAUUCUCAAAGUCAUUAGAAAGAAUCUCGUCAAAAAAUGUUUAGAACUUUUUGAAGAAUUAUCUGAGGAUAAAGAAAGCUACAAAAAAUGCUAUGAACAAUUUAACAAGAAUAUAAAGUUAGGUAUUCAUGAAGAUAGUCAGAAUAGGAAGAAACUUUCAGAAUUGCUUAGAUACCACACAUCUGCAUCUGGAGAUGAAAUGUGCUCACUGAAGGAUUAUGUUGGAAGAAUGAAAGAAAAUCAGAAACAUAUUUAUUACAUUACUGGUGAAAGCAAGGAACAAGUAGCAAAUAGUUCAUUUGUAGAAAGGGUUAAGAAGCGUGGUUUUGAAGUAGUAUAUAUGACAGAACCCAUUGAUGAAUAUGUUGUACAGCAACUGAAGGAGUUUGAUGGCAAACAAUUGGUCUCUGUAACAAAAGAAGGUUUAGAACUUCCUGAAGAUGAAGAAGAAAAGAAAAAGCGCGAAGAAGACAAAACCAAAUUCGAGAAUCUCUGCAAAGUUAUGAAGGACAUUUUAGAUCAGAAAGUAGAAAAAGUUGUAGUAUCAAAUAGGUUGGUUGAUUCUCCAUGUUGUAUUGUCACAUCGCAAUACGGAUGGACCGCGAACAUGGAAAGAAUUAUGAAAGCGCAAGCACUGCGAGAUGCGUCCACUAUGGGAUACAUGGCUGCAAAGAAACAUUUAGAAAUCAACCCAGAUCAUCCAAUUAUGGAAAACUUGAGGCAGAAAACUGAAGCAGAUAAGCAUGACAAGUCUGUAAAAGAUUUGGUCAUGCUUCUUUUCGAAACAGCUUUGUUAUCCUCUGGCUUUGCUCUCGAAGAUCCUCAAAUACAUGCUUCUAGAAUAUAUAGGAUGAUUAAGCUUGGUCUUGGCUUCGAUGAUGAUGACAUACCAAAUGUAGAAGAUGAGAAAAUGGAUGCCGAAGUUCCUCCAUUAGAAGAGGUAGAAGAUGAAAUAUCUAGGAUGGAAGAAGUAGAUUAAGGCUUCUAUUGUUUAAAGCUAUUUAAUUAAAUCCAAAGACUUCUAGGAUGUAGAAAGACUGUUACAAAUUAAUUCUACUUAAGUACUAAACAAUUUUUUUUUGUCUUUCUAUGUGUGACAGAAUGGAGUGCCAUGCUUACUCGAGUAUUGCAUAAUGUGUGUACUACUUACUAUCUCUGUAUUUAUUU